UUCCGCAACCUCCUGCUUGCCCCAUGCCGCCUCCUCCACUACUCUGUGCCAGUCCCUGCCUGCCCCGGUCCGCCCCUCCACUGCUCUGUGCAGCCCCCUGCUUGGCCCGUGCCAUCUCCUGCCUGUUCCAUGUCACCCCCUACCUGUACCGUGCUAUCCCCUGCUACCCACUGCCUGCACCGUGCCACCUCCUACCUCCACGGUGCCCCAGCACUCCAUGCCACCUCUUGCCUGCCCCAUGCCAGUUCCUGCUCUCCUCAGUCCAAACAUGGCCCCCAGUAGGGCUCCCCAGCAGGAGGUUCCUACUGCCCAGGUGUGUUCCCAUGUAGAACAGUGACCAACUGGGGCAGUCACCCUGCACCCCAGCACGUUGCACGGCCACUACUCUGGCAAGCAAGGGGCUUCCUGCCCAUCGUGUGGUAAGAACCAUCUCUCCUCUCCUUGAGGAUGUCCCAAGGCUGCUGUGGGCUGUGGGCUCCCAACACCUUGCAGCCAGCAGCCCCACACGGCGGCCUCCCUGCAGCGCUCUGCUCCCCGCGCCAGCUGUGUGAUUAAUUAGCUCACUUGCCCGCCUGGCCGCCACAUAAUUAGUGCAUUCAGGCAGCGUGUCCCCGUCUCCUACCCACACCCCCCCCGCCCCGCGCUGACCCGUGCCAGCUCUCCUACCUGCCUAUGCCAGGCAUGUUCCUCAUGAGCACUCACCUAUGUAGUCCUGUGCUUCAGAGCCCAAAUCCCAUCUGGCUCCAGCUCCUGCUUUGCCUCCCUCCCGCGUCCCGUGGGACGUGGGGUGGUGGGGUCCUAACGAAUGAACGCGCUGCAUUACCUCUGCCUCGCGGGGGCCGAACUUCAGCUAGAAAACAAACCCCAGCUGGAAGCGCUUGCCUCGGGACGGGUUUCAGAGCCCAGCGUCUGCAGCAAGGUCUCUCUAUCCACCCUGGCAAAAAGUGGGAAAAGGGUCCUUGCUCCCGCAGUUUUCUCCUCAGCUCCUCAGGACCCUUCUUCCCAGAGCCCGGCAGGGCUAGCACAGACUGUCAGCUCAGCUCUCUCCUACGGCAAAUGAGGUUCCUGCUCUUCUCCUUACAAACCAAAAAACUCUGACAAACCUUUAAAGCCUCGGAGAAACAGGAGGUGCAUUGGAAAACGAGUGGUCCUGGGAUUUCUUAUUUUUCACGGUCUCAUCAUUCUGGGCCUGACUCACAGCUUUUGAAUGUUUGGGACAAGCAGCAGAGGGGAAUAGUAGGCUUGCUCAGCACGGGCAGCACGGCUGGACGGGAGUAGUGGGCGUCUGUGCAGUGACAAAGCGACAGAGAGGGACAUUGUCCUGUUUCCAGCCACUCUCCAUCCUCACUGGGGUUGCAGCUGCCCCCACACCCGGUGUGGCAGGUGAGCUGGCCGGCCACAGCUCCUCACCCCCGGCAUGGCUCAGGAGACAGCCCCCGUCCUUCUGGUUGUCCUUACCAGGCUGGUGUCAUCCACGUGGCACGAAGGAUCUGGCUACUACACGGCUGAGAGCCACACCAAUGAAGUAUACACAGAAGAAGCCCCUCCUGAGCCUGCCCUGGACUACCGCCGAGUACCCCAGUGGUGUGCCACACUCAACAUCUACCGUGGAGAUGCUACCUGCUACUCACCCCGAGGAAGCUCCUACCGCAGCAGCCUGGGGACACGCUGCGAGCUGAGCUGCACCCGCGGAUACCGGCUGGUGGGGCCCAGUGCUGUCCAGUGCCUGCCUAAUCGCCACUGGUCUGGGAUGGCAUACUGCCGACAAAUCCGGUGCCAUGUGCUGCCAGCAGUGCUGCGGGGUUCCUACAUGUGCUCAGCUGGCGUGCAGAUGGAUUCUCGCUGUGACUACACCUGCUGGCCUGGCUACCAGCUGGAGGGUGACCGGAGCCGUGUCUGCAUGGAGGACGGGCGCUGGAGUGGGAGUGAGCCAAUCUGUGUAGAUUUGGAGCCUCCCAAGAUCCACUGCCCGGAUUCCCGGGAGCGGAUAGCUGAGCCAGGCAAGCUGACUGCAACUGUCUACUGGGACCCUCCCCGCGUGAAGGACUCUGCUGAUGGUGUCAUCAAGAGGGUGAUGCUGCGGGGCCCAGAGCCCGGCUCCGAAUUCCCUGAAGGAGAGCAUGUGAUUCGCUACACUGCCCAUGACCAGGCAUACAACCGAGCCAGCUGCAAGUUCAGCAUCCGUGUUCAAGUGAGGCGCUGCCCUGUCCUGAAGCCUCCUCAGAAUGGCUAUCUCUCCUGCACCUCUGACGGCAACAACUACGGUGCCACUUGCGAGUACCUGUGUGAUGGGGGCUACGAGCGCCAGGGCACAUCCCUGCGGGUCUGCCAGUCCACCCAGCAGUGGACAGGCUCCCAGCCUCUUUGUGCACCCAUGCAGAUCAACACAGAUGUGAACUCAGCUGCCAGCCUGCUGGAUCAAUUCCACGAGAAAUGCCGCCUUCUUGUCAUCUCAGCCCCUGACCCCUCUAACCGCUACUACAAGAUGCAAAUCUCCAUGCUGCAGCAAGCUGCCUGUGGGCUGGACCUGCGUCAUGUCACCACUGUUGAAUUGGUGGGACAGCCUCCACGUGAGGUGGGACGUAUCCGGGAGCACCAGUUGUCCCUUGGCAUCAUUGAGGAGCUCAGGCAGUUUUUGCACCUCACCCGCUCCCACUUCAACGCAGUGCUGCUGGACAAGGCAGGCAUCGACCGUGAGCGCUACAUCUCCCCUGUCAACCCCGACGAGCUCUUCAUCUUCAUCGACACCUACCUGCUGAGCGAGCAGGAGGCAGCACGGCGGGAGCAGAGCGGGGACCCCUGCGAGUGAGGCAGUGGCAGAGACAGCUCUCUCUACUUCCACUGGCCUCAGGGGUUGGACACAUUCUUUUCUGCUUUUCUAGUUGCCCGCCCUAGAGGAGAACCAGGGUGCUGAGGACCUCCAGGGGAAGGGGAACCCCUCUCCAGCUGCUCUGGAAGAGAGGCAAGCAGGGAUGGGGACUGGGGCCAUGUGCUGGCAGCAUCCCCAUUGGCCUGCAGCUAGGAGCAGUCACCAACGCAGCCCAGCCAGGACCAUGGCAGCAGAAAACAGAGUGCCUCUGCUCAAACCCCAAAGCAGAGAGAAGAUGGGGAAGCCAAACAUUGUACUGCCAGAGCAGAAGAGAGUGGGCAAGGCAGGCAGAACAGGCAGGGCAACAGCACAACAGCCUCCAAUACAGCAGCUUUACCCUUCUCUGCAGCCAUCCUUGCACCAUGCACAACCCCAAACCUGCUCCCUCCCACCCUGUGGUCAGCUGUGCCAGAUGGGUGCUGCUGCAAGGGUCCCAGCCAAGUAUCUUUCUUAAAAGCGAAUGAUCCCAUGCUCAAAGCUAGUAGCAGCCAGCCAGCAGGCAGCCCAUCCCAAGGGCUCACCCUUGCCCCCCUACCCCUCACUUGCCUCCCAACAGACAUGGAGCACCCUUCCUGAAACAGUUUGAGUACUAGAAUAUUAACCUAAAAUAAAUAAAUUUGUACAAAAA
This is a messenger RNA of Pogoniulus pusillus (Red-fronted tinkerbird), 3497 nucleotides long. It is a transcript of the gene SRPX2, whose product is annotated as sushi repeat containing protein X-linked 2. The coding region runs from base 1418 to 2809 and encodes 463 amino acids. The transcript is spliced from 10 exons. Gene Ontology annotation, biological process: cell-cell adhesion; positive regulation of synapse assembly; positive regulation of cell migration involved in sprouting angiogenesis. NCBI's taxonomy places the organism in Eukaryota, Metazoa, Chordata, Aves, Piciformes, Lybiidae. The record is from RefSeq and is a predicted model, not a curated record. Gene Ontology annotation, molecular function: signaling receptor binding.